Arachis ipaensis is the source of this 713-nucleotide messenger RNA. The record is from RefSeq and is a predicted model, not a curated record. NCBI's taxonomy places the organism in Eukaryota, Viridiplantae, Streptophyta, Magnoliopsida, Fabales, Fabaceae.
AAGCAAGCAGUGACAUGAAAAAUGUGACCACAGAAGCAAGCAAGAACUUGAGUGGUGCUGGUGUCGACAUUUUGAGUUCAUCUGAUCAGAAUAUGACAGUGAUUCUAUCUGAAUCAGACCAUUCUCAAAAUUCUACCAGGAACACAACCAUUUCCGGUGAUGACAGAGUCCAAACAGAUGGGUUAGUGCAGAGUGAUAACAGAAACAGAGUCUCUGAAGAGAACCUGCAUGAUUCCAAUGCAACAGCCACUGUUAAGACCAAAAAUGGAGACACAUCUGCAGGAGAAUCCUUAACUCUAGGCAGGGGUGAGUCAGAGAAUGCAAGAUUCUUGGCAUCGAAUAAAACUGGAAACGGUUCGAGAAAUGAAAUCUCUGAUGUCUCUGAGGGUGACAAUCCCGAAGGUAACUCUGGCUCCGAGGAUGAGAUUUUUAAAGGUGACAGCCAAACGGAUGAAAUGUCAGAUGAGUCCUCUGCCAAUGGUACUUCGGAUUCAGUUGAUUCCUCAGAAGAAGAAGAAGAAGAAGAAGAAGAAGAAGGUGGUGGUGCGGGGCGGCGGGAGCAGAGGAGAGAGAGGGGAAACUCGUGCUCAUCCACCGCCGUGCCUCUGCCGCCGAGAAACGCCGCCGCCGCCACUGAGAUCCACCACUGUCACCGUCGAGCAGAGCCACCCCCUUCUUUCUCUCCCCCCAGUGGGAUUAAGAAGGUAGAUUAG